UCUGGGACUGGUGGAUUCACUCAAUCUCACUAUGAGAGUGCCUAGCUAGUCCCCCCACAUAAAUUAAAACCACUAUUCCCUACCAUCUCUAAAGUAGUACCAGUACCACCCAAUAAUCCAUGGAAAUGAUGAAGAGUACCAAAAUUAACAAUGGAAGCCAUCACCAUGACUCUCAAGAUGUCAUUGGUUGGUUCGAGGCCGUAUCGGAGAACGCCGGCCAAGUCCAAACGCAGACUCUUCGCUGGAUUCUUGAGCUUAACUGGGGUGUGGAGUAUCUCAAGAAAUGGUUAGGGGACAGUAUUGACAUUCAAGAGUUGAAUUCAUCUGCCGAUUUUGAAUCUCUGUUCACGAAGUUGGUACCCUUAGUCUCUCAUGGUGAUUUGGAGCCUCACAUUCAGAGAAUCGCAGAUGGGGAUACUGCUCCUAUACUUUCUCAACAACCUAUAACAACUCUAUCUUUAAGUUCUGGAACCACAGAUGGAAGACAGAAGUUUGUACCAUUUACCAGCCAUAGCUCACAGACAACUCUUGAGGUUUUUAGGUUGGCAGCAGCUUAUAGAUCAAGGAUGUAUCCAAUAAGGGAAGGUGGGAGGAUUCUUGAAUUUAUCUACAGCAGCAAACAGUACAAAACAAAAGGAGGCUUAACAGUAGGAACAGCCACAACACACUAUUAUGCAAGUGAAGAGUUCAAGAUUAAGCAAGCUAAGACAAAGUCAUUCACUUGUAGCCCAAGAGAAGUCAUUUCUUGUGGAGACUAUGAUCAGUCCACAUAUUGUCACCUCCUAUUAGGCUUUUUUUACUCUGACCAAGUUGAGUUCAUUACCUCCACUUUUGCUUACAGCAUAGUCCAAGCAUUCACAUCAUUUGAAGAGCUGUGGAAAGAGAUUUGCAAUGACAUUAGAGAAGGUACACUUAGUACAAGAAUCACUCAACCCAGUACGAGAAAAGCUGUCAUGGAAAUUGUGUUUCCGAACCCGGAUUUGGCUUCGAGAAUCGAGGAAAUCUGCGUGGAACUGGAGAAGGUGGAUUGGGUUGGAUUGAUACCAAAAUUAUGGCCUAAUGCCAAGUAUGUGUAUUCAAUAAUGACAGGGUCAAUGCAACCAUAUUUGAAGAAAUUGAGACACUAUAGUGGGGAGUUACCACUGGUGAGUGCCGACUAUGGAUCCACUGAGAGUUGGAUUGGUGUCAAUGUGGAUCCCUCUUUGCCUCCAGAGAAUGUAACAUUUGCAGUCGUACCCACUUUUUCUUAUUAUGAGUUUAUACCAUUAUAUAGACAAAAACAGGAUUCCAGCACUGUAGCCAUUGAUGACUUCUUAGAAGAUGAGCCUGUGCCUCUCUCCCAAGUCAAAGUUGGUCAAGAGUAUGAAAUUGUCCUCACCACUUUCACAGGUCUAUACAGAUGCAGAUUAGGAGAUGUAGUGGAAGUGGCAGGUUUCCACAACAAGACCCCAAAACUGAAUUUCAUAUGCAGGAGAAAGCUAAUAUUAACAGUAAACAUAGACAAGAACACAGAGAGAGAUCUCCAAUUAGUAGUGGAGAAAGGGUCUCAAGUACUGACGAGCAAUGCCAGAGCAGAGUUGAUAGAUUUUACCAGCCAUGCAGACAUAGUAAACCAUCCUGGACACUACAUUAUUUACUGGGAAAUUAAGGGAGAAGUGGAAGAGAAGGUGCUUGGGGAGUGUUGCAGGGAAAUGGAUGCUUCAUUUGUUGAUCAUGGGUAUGUGGUGUCAAGGAGAACUAAUUCAAUUGGACCAUUGGAGCUGUGUAUUGUGGAGAGAGGGACAUUCAAGAAGAUUUUGGAGCAUUUUGUUGGAAAUGGAGCUGCUUUGAGCCAAUUCAAGACACCAAGGUGUACUAGAAACCAAGUCCUGUUGAAAAUUCUCAAUCUCUGCACCAUUAAGAGAUUCCACAGCACAGCUUAUUCUUGACAACAAUAAAAGAAGAAAACUAAAAGCUAGAUUUUGUUUUAUAUUGGUCUGUUACAUUAGAAGUUUAUUCUGAGUUUAGACUAGCAUUGCCAAUAAUGUUUGAUAUGCUUAACUUUUUUAUUAGGAAAGGGGAAUUAUGAAAUUGAAAGCAUGUGCAUUUCUUUGUCAAUUAUACUUGGACUCUAGUUAUGUGAUAUGGAAAUUAGUAUCA
Molecule: messenger RNA, 2139 nt
Organism: Tripterygium wilfordii
Lineage: Eukaryota; Viridiplantae; Streptophyta; Magnoliopsida; Celastrales; Celastraceae
Product: indole-3-acetic acid-amido synthetase GH3.10
Exons: 4
Coding region: 120-1928 (602 amino acids)
Cellular component (GO): cytoplasm
Molecular function (GO): acid-amino acid ligase activity
Source: RefSeq, a predicted model, not a curated record